GGAAUGUUCAUGUUUUAAUCAAUGUUUCAUCUGCAAGUGCUUGCAGCCAAUAACCAACGACACAUUUAGCAUAAAAAAUUAGUCAUUUUUAAAAGUGGAAGAUGUGUAAAACCUAAACAGUAACGAAGCAUAGAACAAGGGGAUUUAUAAUCGGUCUAAAGGAUUGGAUUUAAGAUGAAACGACUUCGGGGAACAGUAUCUCUAAGCAUCCCAUUUAAGAUUCGAAGAUGGAGACCAAAGUCUUUGAAGGCAGCGCUUAUCUGUAUCUUGUUGUUCUCGAUGAGUAUUUAUAAAUUGGGUGACUUUAUUCUCGACCAAAUAGCAUACCCUUACAAUAUGUACCAAGGAUAUCCAUUUUCCAUCUACGACCAUCCCUAUAACAUUAUUACAAACAAUACAUGUACAAGUAAUUCGAAAAUCAACAUGAUAGUCGUUAUUCAUUCUAAAGUAACAAAUUUUGUAAGACGUGCAUCAAUCAGACGAUCGUGGGCCAAUCAACAUCUGCUAUCCGGGUACGACAUGAGAGUCGUUUUCUUCUUAGGUAUGCCUUACCGUCAUAACGAUAUACAAGCUCUUGUCCAUCAAGAGUCUUUGUACUAUAACGAUAUCAUACAGGGAACUUUCUUUGAUUCAUACACAAAUAUAACUCACAAAGCUGUUCUGUGGAUGAGAUGGGUUAAGGAAUAUUGUUCAAACGCACUUUACAUUCUCAAGCUAGAUGACGAUGUUUUUGUCAACGUGUAUUCGUUGUAUAAAAACUUUUUACUAAACUACAAGAACACAUCAAUGAAAAUGUGGUGUGAAAUUAAGAGUGCUGGAAAACAGGCAAUUUCAAGAUUGAGAGGCAAAAAGUGGAGAGUGGCCAGUCAUGAGUUGCCAGGCUUAAAAUACUACCCGUUAACGCUGUGUCGAGGAUAUUUUGUGAUAAUGACACAAGAUAGUAUUGGGCCGAUGUACGAAGCUGCAAAACAGACACCUUUCUUUUGGAUAGACGAUUACUAUGUGUUUGGAAUUUUAGCAAAUAUAACAGGAGUGAAACAUUUUUCUCUUUUGCAGUUCCUUAGCAACGAACACGAAGCUUUCCAAUGUUUUAAAUCAAAAACUCGUUUCUGUCCGUUAUUAGGUGUUUUGCUUGAAUCGUCAAAUGUUAUGGAGACUCUCUGGCUACACGCUGCAGUCCAUGCAAAUGAUUUUUUAGUUUGAACUGACACUUCACAUGAUUUUCCCUAUGCAUAUGUUUCAUACAUUUAAAGUGAUAAACAUUCUGAAAAAAAGUAUGAUGAUCAGUCACUGAGAAAAUGGGACUUCUUGAGUUUAAACUUGGUUUUCCUGUGAUUACACCCAGCGACCUAGUGACCUAUUUUUUUUUUUAAAAAAAACUGGGUCUUUAGGUUAAAUCAUGGGACGUCUGAAUAAGAUUUCAACAAAGUGACGGCUGGACUUCCUCAGGGGCCAGUGUUAGGUCCUUUGUUAUUUCUCAUCUGUGUAAAUGAAAUCGUUGACGAUGUUUUGAGUAAAUCGCGUCUAGUUGCUGACAAUACAUCUCUGGCUUGUACAGAAGAUACCUUAAAUCAUGACGUUUUAAUUGUGUCUCAAUGGGCUCAACAGUGGCUUGUAGAAUAUAAUCUUAAUAAAACAGGGGCAAUUCUUCUUUCAAACGCAAUGACGCAUAAUGUUAAUCUUACUUUUGAUAAUAUACCAAUUAAAUUUGUUGCUGAUCAUAAUCAUUUUGGUGUGACUUUAAGUAGCAAUAAAAAUAUGAACACACCGAAACCAAUAUUACUGUCAGCUUCAAAAAUAUUCCGCAUUAUGCGCAAACUGAAAUUCAGUUCCUUCUUUAUUUCAUAUAAACAAUGAAAUAUUCAGACCUCAUUUUCAGCACUUCAGACAUUUCAGUGAUAUGGAAAAUCAUAUAUGGUCAUUUAGUAUGGUAUGAAAUAGAAAAAUGUUAUGUUACAUAUUAGAAAAAUAAUAUGUUAUGAGAAACAUCACCAUCUAAAACUGCUCCAACGAAAACAGCCGUUUAGCAGUUACGCGUAGGUAAAACUUAUU
Molecule: messenger RNA, 2052 nt
Organism: Mercenaria mercenaria
Lineage: Eukaryota; Metazoa; Mollusca; Bivalvia; Venerida; Veneridae
Product: beta-1,3-galactosyltransferase 5-like
Exons: 2
Coding region: 175-1203 (342 amino acids)
Cellular component (GO): membrane
Molecular function (GO): hexosyltransferase activity
Source: RefSeq, a predicted model, not a curated record